This is a messenger RNA of Lates calcarifer (barramundi perch), 4133 nucleotides long. RefSeq names its product sterile alpha and TIR motif containing 1 (gene sarm1). Gene Ontology annotation, biological process: response to axon injury; signal transduction; negative regulation of MyD88-independent toll-like receptor signaling pathway. Gene Ontology annotation, molecular function: NAD+ nucleosidase activity; protein binding; signaling adaptor activity. The record is from RefSeq and is a predicted model, not a curated record. Lineage: Eukaryota; Metazoa; Chordata; Actinopteri; Centropomidae. Gene Ontology annotation, cellular component: dendrite.
ACACAUUCAUUUCUCCUUUUUAUCCAUUAUUCCAGGAAGCAUUACAAUCUGACACUUAAAAUAUAGUCUGUAUCGUUUUAACUAUUUAACACAAUUCUUAACGCAGGCAAAUUAGACUCCCAUAACAGAUUAAUAAUACAAACUCAAAGCCUUCACACAGAGCACAUUUUAAGAAACAAAGAAGAUGUUGUUCUCCAGUUCCUCCAGCAGGGGGCCGGUGGUGUUUACGUCCCCCGGUCAUGAUGAGCAUGCUCUGAUCGGGCUGUGAUGCAGGAAAGAGGAGGAGGAAGAGAAGGAGGAAGAGGAGGGGGGGUGCUGCCUUCCUUCCUUCCUUCCUUGCACAUCGCCGGGCAGUGUUCAGAGCCGGUGGGCGGUGCAGACCCUCAGAAGCCUGUGGAUGCUGACCAGAGGAAAGGAGAAGUCAGGUGCUGCUGCUGUUCGGAGAGCGGUGCCACAUUUUAUACUGUAGCUGGAAACAGUGCGUUGGAUGCCGUGGAAGGAAAAAAACUGUAUGAGAUGAACAGGGUCUCUUUGUCUGCAGGACCCUCUAUGAAUGCAAGAGAAGAAACAGACAACAAUAGUUUAUUUUUUCCUUCGAGAAACGAGUAGGAUUUGGCUUUGCUGGGAUUUUGCCUCUUUAAGGACGCUCCUUCAAACUGAUCUGAAGUCAGCUGUUAGCUGCUGGGAGGAAAAAGAGAUAAAUCAGUAGCUGUGGAGGCAGGACUCUGCGUAAACAUCCUCUGACCUGCUCAGGAUCUGCUUAUGAGUCUUUAUGGGCUUACUGCCAGGAGUGACAGCCAGAGAGAGGUGAUGCAAUUCAGCGAGAGCUGUCACUUUUAAUUUACAAUUGAUGCCUUGGUUGACGCAUCUGUGGGAGUAGGCUGUGUUUACAGGACUGGACAACAGACUGGGUAUAACUGAGAGGCCUUUGUAAACAAACACGUUGAAGGCCACAGACUCUGAUCACACUCGCUGCUGCCGGUAGAUGAUCUUUUCUCUGACGCUCUUCCUGUGGAGGCUCUAUCGACAUUUCUCCAUCAUGUUCAGCUCGGACAGACUCACGGUCCCGGAUUAUGUCAGCCGGCUACAGAGAGGAAGGAGCGGAUCCGGGACCGACCCAAGGGCGGUCUCCCCGGGCAUCAAUGCCGACGUCCAGGCAGUCUUGGACACCUCGCUCCCCGCCCUGCGCUCCGCCAUCAGGAGGCUGAAAUCGGCCAAAGAUACCUCGCACUCGGACGAGACCCGGAGGGCCAUCGCGGAGAUCUUUCAGCUGGUGGAGGAGGCCUGGGUUUUGCCCACCGUGGGCCGUCAAGUGGCCGAGGAGAUCUGCAACAGGAUCCGGCUGGACGGGGGCCUGGAGCUGCUGCUACAGCUCCAACAGACACCUGCCGUGGAGAUCACGUAUGAGUCUGCAAAACUGCUGGAGCAGAUACUGAUCUCAGAGAACAGAGAUUAUGUGGCUCGUAUGGGUCUUGGGGUCAUUCUCAACCUGACCCGACAGCAAGAGGACGCCCAGCUGGCUCGCAGUGUCUCUGGGAUCCUGGAGCACAUGUUCAAACACACCGAGGAGACAUCCGUACACCUCAUCUCCAACGGUGCCCUAGAUGCCCUCCUCUUCUGGUGCCGGGGGACGGAUCCCACUGUGCUGAGGCACUGCGCCGUGGCCCUGGCUAACUGUGCCAUGUACGGAGGCCACCGCUGCCAGCGAUCGAUGAUAGAGAAACAGGCGGCCGAGUGGCUUUUCCCACUGGCUUUUUCCAAAGAGGAUGAACUCAUUCGCUUCCACGCAUGCCUGGCUGUGACUGUGUUAGCUGCGAACAAAGAAAUCGAGAAAGAGGUGGUAAAAUCUGGGACCUUGGAGCUGGUGGAGCCGUUCAUCGCAUCUUUGGAUCCGGACGACUUUGCCCGCAGUUUACUAGACAGUGCAGACUGCAUGCAGGGCAAGACAGCAGCUGAUCUCCAGCAUCUCCUGCCAUUACUGGAUGGCACAAGACUGGAGGGAAAGUGCAUUGCGGCCUUUUACCUUUGUGUUGAGACCAGCAUCAAGUCUCGUCAGCGCAACACCAAGAUAUUUCAAGAGAUCGGAGCAGUGCAGAGUCUAAAGAGAAUCGUCAUGUACUCCAGUAAUGGUACAGCCUGUGCCCUUGCCAAGAGGGCGCUGAGCAUGAUGGGAGAGGAAGUGCCAAAGCGUAUCCUGUCAUGUGUUCCCAACUGGAAAACCUGUGAAGUGCAGACGUGGCUGCAGCAGAUUGGCUUCAGUGCCUUUUGUGACCGUUUCCAGGAGCUGCAGGUGGAUGGAGACCUCCUGCUGAACAUCACAGACCAGGAUCUGAGCAGUGACCUGGGCAUGACUGCAGGCCUCACCCGAAAAAGGUUUCUGAGAGAUCUGCGCGUGUUGAAAACAUACGCCAACUACUCCACGUGCGACCCCAACAACAUAGCCGACUGGUUAGUUGAGGUGGAUCCUCGUUUCCGUCAGUACACCUACGGCCUGGUCCAGUCGGGGGUGGAUCGCAACAAUGUCCAGAGCCUGACUGAUCAGCAGCUCCAGCAUGACUGCCACAUCGACAACGGAGUCCACAGAGCCAAGAUACUGUCUGCGAGCCGCAGGCCUUUAAAACCCUGCCACACAGAUGCCCAGCCCGCGGGGCCUGAUGUGUUCAUAAGCUACCGCCGGACAACCGGUUCCCAACUGGCCAGCCUUCUGAAGGUGCACCUGCAGGUUCGAGGAUACAGCGUCUUCAUAGAUGUGGAGAAGCUGGAGGCCGGCAAAUUCGAGGACAAGCUGAUUCAGAGCGUACAGCGGGCGCGUAACUUCAUCCUGGUCCUGUCCGCCAACGCACUCGACAAGUGCAUGGGUGACACUGCCAUGAAGGACUGGGUGCAUAAGGAAAUAGUCACGGCCCUGGCUGGUAAGAAGAACAUAGUUCCUGUCACAGAUAACUUCAUGUGGCCAGAUCCCAUGUCUCUGCCAGAGGAUAUGAGAGCAAUUCUCAAUUUCAAUGGCAUUAAAUGGUCCCAUGAAUACCAGGAGGCCACGAUCGAGAAGAUCCUUCGCUUUCUGAAAGGACACCGAGACCAAAUCGAUGGCCCAGACACCUGCAAAGAGCAGAAAAAGAAAUAAACUGACGUAAACAGAGUUUGAACUCAGUUAUGAUAACUUUCAAUGAUGCCAAAUUCCACAAGGCCUACAGUGAACUGGCCGGCAGCUUCCCCUGCUCUACCUAAACGCAUGUGAAGUGAAUUUGAUUAUGUUUAGAUUACAUGCUCACAUAAAGACCUAAUACGAUUAGAGCUAAUAUAUUGGAAACAAUAAACUGAAUUUUAAAAAAGGAAGUUCAGAUUGUAUAUAAUAAACUCUAAGCCUUUAAUGUUAGUAUCCUCAUACUGUUGUAUAUGUGUAAUCAGGUACAGUAUACGCCUUCUGUCUCUCAGGAACAUAACUGUGAUAGAUCAGCCACAACUGGUGCCCAGCAAAAUCAUCGAUUUCUGAGGCAUCUGCUAACACUUAAGUCUUCAUAAAAGUUAUAGGCAAUCAACUCAUAUGCUGAACAUUCAGAGGACCAGAGCAGGUCACAUUUUACUGAUUUUACUGACCUGAUGUCAUGAUGAGAGUAUCCACGGUGGGAAUAAUUUUGUACAGACAUAAACAAGCAACAUACUGUAUAACUGCACCCUUAAUUAAACCAAAUACAGAUUUAAGGAGUGUACAGGCAACAAAAAACACACACCUAGUAUUAAAUGUUUUCUUCCAUUGGUAAAAGUGGAUAAAAUCUUCACUCUCUCACGUACAUUAACUGACAGUACUCUAAAAUGCACUGGUUGUUAUGAAAUGCUAGAACUAGUCCAGGACCCCUGUGCAGAAACUCUGAGACACCAGCAGAUGAGAUGAAUAAUGGGUUUUAAUGUUAAGCCAGUGGUUAGAGCACAGAUUAGGAGGGACAGACAGCAGAGGCAGGCACAGAGGAGAAAACUCAGAGACAGGAAACAAUGGGGGAAACUAGAGGUCAUGGGUGAGGGAGGUUGUGACACUGGUAGCUCCUUGAAAAUGAUGAUGAUUCAAAUUGUUUAACAGUGUCUUGUUGACUGCCACAGCAACAGUGCAAUACAUUAAACUCUGAUUUAAUACUGUC